Molecule: messenger RNA, 216 nt
Organism: Clonostachys rhizophaga
Lineage: Eukaryota; Fungi; Ascomycota; Sordariomycetes; Hypocreales; Bionectriaceae
Source: the annotation of a GenBank genome assembly
AUGUGCGCGCACGUCGGCCCCAGGUUUACCUACAAGUUGUCGAAGCAGCUCGACACUCAUUUACGCUACCGGUUCAGCCCUGUGGAUCACAACGAGGUCGUCUACAUCGAGAACCGCGUCGAGGACCACGUCGAGAAUCUCGUCAACGAGAGGAAUAGAAUCCACAACUUUCGAGACGUCUACGAUUGCGCCCACAUCAUCCGAACACCCCACUAG